AUGUUCCUACCACCGAGGCAAAAGCAAACAAGAGCAUGUGUCGCGUGCCGGGAGAGAAAACAAAAGUGUGACAGUGGACGGCCUUGUGCACGCUGUUUCGAAAAUGGAGUCGAAUGCAUUGUUGACGAAGGUAAUGAUCUGCGACGAAAAGGGGCUCUGAAGCGCAAGGCAGCAAUGAUGGAACAAGACCAAGAGCUUCUAAUCCAGCUCGUGAGAGCUCUUCGCGGUAGCAAUGAACGCCAUGUCUCGCACCUUGUGAAUAUGAUUCGGAGUCAUGCUUCACUACAAGAAAUUCGCGAGUAUAUAACGGACCAUCUGAAACUGGGUACAAUCGAAGACACGUCCGAGGUGAAGGAGUUCCGGCGUCAAAUUCAUCUUCUUCUUGACUUGGAAGGGCCGGCGUUUGAGUCACAGAAGACACAGCGGGUCGCUCACUCUCGCCCUUUCAACGUUCCCGCGAAGCCAUGGACGGUGAUCCAGUGCAGAAGCGCGUUUGUUUCGGAGCUCGUGUCGCUGUGGUUUACUUGGAAUCAUUCCACGUUUCCGUGCAUUGACCGCAGCCUAUUUGUACGAGACAUGCGGGCGGGAAACGUGGUAUGUCAGUACUGCUCACCCUUCUUGGUGAAUGCGAUAUUAGCCGACGCUUGCGUGAGUGAUCCGUUGAUUUCCUCCCUGGUUUGA
This is a messenger RNA of Aspergillus viridinutans, 681 nucleotides long. RefSeq lists its product as uncharacterized. The transcript has 2 exons. Gene Ontology annotation, biological process: regulation of DNA-templated transcription. Bases 1 to 681 code for a protein of 226 amino acids. NCBI's taxonomy places the organism in Eukaryota, Fungi, Ascomycota, Eurotiomycetes, Eurotiales, Aspergillaceae. The record is from RefSeq and is a predicted model, not a curated record. Gene Ontology annotation, molecular function: zinc ion binding; DNA-binding transcription factor activity, RNA polymerase II-specific.